UCUUACGGUCGGUCGAAACCAUCUUUUCAGAGGCAGACGAGUCUCGUCGCUGCUUUCACGUGACUUCAUCUUCGGCGUGCGGUACAUUCGCGUAACUCUACGAACGGUAUUUCCAAACAAUCAGAACCAAAACAUCACGAUUCGUUCGGACUGGGAUCGUUGCGAGUUGUCGGUGUACAUAGGAUACUAGUGUCUGUGGGGGAACUCUCGCCAGGAACAGCAGUACGGAGCGGUGCGCGUUGUAAAUAAAUAAUUGCCAUCGUGGAUGAAGCAACUUGGUGAAGAAGAAAAAGGAGAAGAGAUUUUUGCUACGAAGAAAAAAAAAAACAUACACAGCGUAAAAGCGGGCCGUCCCCGUCGAGGAGAUCCGGUCCGGUUCUGCUUGGUUCACAGUGAAACGUGUUUUUCCUGUCCUGAACAUUGCAAACUCGCGUCCGCGUCCGUUGGAGUAUCCCUGUUUCUCCGCGUGUCCCGUCCGCCCCCAUACAAAUACAGCAUUCGGACUGAUAACAGCGCUACGAACGGACCGACCUGUUACGCCAAUUGCCGUCACUGCUGGAAGGUUGUACUGGCCUUCGGAUGCUGGUCGCUUGGUGUCGUCGGUGUCUAUAGUGGUAAAAGUUUCCAAGUGUCAUCCCAUCGGAUAGCGGGAAACCGGACGGAGGCUGGCAGGUUGUCGGUGAAAAGUUUUCAAAUGUUUUCAUAUCAUUAUACUCAAUAGAAAGGGCUGUAUUUGCAGCUAAGUUUGGAGUUUGAUUCAGCUUUGAAAACAAUAGAGCACAGGACAAAGUUUCAGAUGUGAUGAUGGUUCAUUACGGGAACUCAACAGUUGGUUGAGCAGUUGUCCGGCUGAACUGAUGUGAUAAGGUUCUGUCCGCUCUGGUGGACGUUGAGUUUGUGUCUACCAUAGAGGACCGUAUCGGAACGACGUUAACCACAACUUUGGAAAUUUGGUAUACUUGCGGUAAACGGACACCCUGUUUGUAACUUUCGUGCGUUAAUUUACGUUCAAGUGCAUUUAAAUCCAGACCCUGGUACAAAGGUGCGCCACCAUCAUCCACACGAGAGAUAACUGAUUUAUAUCGGGAAGUGUCGAGUUUGCUUGUUCCGUCGAAUUACGUGGGAAAGGUGAUGAUUAUGUUUUGAAUUUAGACGAACGGAUGUACCGACCGAGUGCAUAAAGCAAGAAGAUAACCGUUCGUCUAGGAGUGUAGCAGCGAAUAUGAAAUAGCCGAGAUCGAUCAAGUAUCAAGUGCGUGUGAUAUUAUUUUUUUUCAGUUAUUCUCUCAGCCGAGCCAGACGUGAUUUGGAAAUAUUUUUAUUGCCGACAUCAGCUGAAAAAAAAACAAACGCCAAGGUGCAGAAAAGAAGAAAAAUCCUCGAAUCAACGUGUAGAAAUUUCGCUCUCGCCGAUGUGAUUUCGGUUUCUCUGUUUUCGGUCGGCCUUUCGCUUCCAUCAAGUAUCGCAUUUUGUGUAUGGGCGAUUUUCGAGUUUCAGAUAUACGAGUGCAGAAAUUGAAUGUGUUUGAAGUGUUGUAUUAAUUUUUUUCUCUACCACCCCCGCUGCCCACCUGGUGGUUGCAUUUUGGGCCUGGCUUCAGUUCUAAUAUGCGGCGUUGAGUUUGCAGUUUGCUGAACAAGCUGUGAUCCGCUGCCACCGUCGCGUCGCCGCCGCAAACUUACCGCAAAAACCGGUUUGCGUCGUUCGACGAGUCAAAGUCGAAGCAGCAGAGCAAGUGAGGUGAAAGAAGGCAAGUAAAUCGACGGGAAACGGGCUCGAACCUCUGUGUAGCCCCUUUCUGGAGAGCGUGCCCCGGUCAGUGCUGGUGAAGAAAUAAAAUUCAAUAACGUGGAGAAAAAGUUGGAAAAUAGCACGUUCCGCCGAACGGAACGACCCAAGCAGUGAACAUAAAUCUCGUAGGUGAGCCAGUCAGCCAGCCAUAGAGACUGGUGAGCUGGCCUUUCUCUUCCUCGUUCAAGGCAGUCAGCAGUGGACCAAUUUUUGCAUACGACACUAGCCAAGCCGAAGACAACGACGAGAGGUCGUACGUGAUUUCUGCAAAAGAUUUUCGACCAAAAAACAAUUCGACAAGGCUCCGACCCAGAAUCUACUCGCUGCCCCUUAGCGAAGCUCCCAAUCAAAGUCAAUCCUGGUGACACAUUGUGCCGAUUUUCUCAUCUUCAGCCCACUCUGUCAGCCAGGAAGCUACCAGUCAGUACACAAAUCCAAGAACAGUUGCCACCGAAGAAAAACUUCAGGACAAACAACUCCCGGUUCGCUUUGCAAACUAAAUUGACGUUAAUUGAAUGGAAUACGAGCGCAUAACAAUAAGGAAGUCGCGACCGCAAAUCUCGCGCAACCGUUAGGGAGACAGACGUAACAGAUGAGAGAAGUUCCUGAUUGAUGGAUGCACAGACCGAGAGUAUAACCACAGAAAGAAAUGCCACGCGGGAAGCCAGUUACGUCUAAGUGAGCGACAAUUAAAUUAAGAAGCACCGAGGUGAUUGAUCAAAGUUUUGCUGAAGUCGACGGAAGCAAAAGAAAAUGACAGAAUAGGAACAAAACCAGUAGGAACAACCAGGCGGAAAAUCUAAUUUCACCUUCACCAGCAGUCGUCGUCGUCGUCGUCGUCCACGUGGUCGGCAGGUUCAAGAUACGACUGGCUCAAAGCGAUAAUUAAAAUGAUCGACUUCGAUUACUUCGCGAGAGACUGAGAUGAAUUCAGCCUUCAUGUCGGUACACAGUUCCCUUCAGCUCAAACCGAGCGUCCGGAUAUCUGAAAACUCAGCUAAAAUAUGAUUGUGAAGUGAACUAACACAGAUUUCCCCGCGUCGUUGGUAUUAACUUCCAAUUGGUCGCACUUUCGCCAGUCCCACACCACCAUAGAAUCGAGUGCAGUGUGUUGAAAUAACCACAGCCGCAACAACAACAACUACAACACGACCACCACCAGCAACUCAAAAAAGAUCAAAGCCAUGACCCACAGAAUGUCCCCCAAAACGCGCGUGGUGUUUAAAUUCAUCUUCGGACUCGGCAUCUGGUCCUUCCUGGUGCUGGGCUUCUUCAAGCUGAACGGCGAUCCGGUAACGCAGCACCAGUUCCAGCAGACACCGAUCAACGGGCGGCUGCUGCUCAACAAGGACAACCGGUGGACGGGGAAUGAGGCGACUUCCACGACCACCGAUCGGUACGCGUCCCCCGUCGGGGUCGGGGUGGACGAGGUCCUGGUGGAUAAUCGAGCCGUCAUCGACGACGAACAGCUGGUACGGGACGUGGAAUCACGCAUCCCCUCGCUACCGAUUGCCUACUGGAGCAAGCACAAGAAUGCCGUCCAGAAGAAGGUCUCCUGCGCCAAGUACCCCUCGAUCUUCGAGCUGGAGUUCAACAACAUCUACUGGCAGACGCUGCGGAGUACGAACGGAACGUUCCAACUUUUCGGUGCAUACUACGAUAUCCGAAAGCGUUCCCGGAUCGGUCCGGCGGUGCGAAUCCUGGGGAUGAUCGAUCGAAUCGAACCCAAGGUGAAAACGUUCUGUCAGCUGUGGUUCGACGGUCAGAAGGAACCCUUCAUCGUGAAAACGUUCGAGUACAAGUACAUCUGGUUCAACAAGUGGGGUAACUACAAACAGGGCAUCUAUCAGCCAUAUCUGAUUGCUUGCCAGAUACCGAAACCGUUCCGAGGGUUGGUACCGGCUUCGGUAUCGCUGGUAGAAAAGCAAUGCGAUACGGCGACCAACAACCUACGGGUGUUGUAUAAUCGGCCCCUGGACGAUAAAAAGAAAGGAUUCGCUGUUUGUGUGAAAGGAUUAGACUUUUUGUAUGAUGACUUAUCGGUUCGACUAGUAGAGUGGAUCGAGCUGUUAGGGAUCUUAGGAGCAGAUAAGAUAUUUUUCUAUGAGCUACAGGUGCAUCCGAAUAUCUCCAAGGUGCUGCGGUACUACGAGGAACAGGAUCGAGUUCACGUUACCCCGCUGACGUUGCCCGGGGGGCAACCGAACGUCCCCGGUUUCCAGCAUUUGUUCCUAUCGAAGAAAACCACCCACAAGCGACAGAAUGAGUUGAUCCCGUACAACGACUGUCUGUACAAGAACAUGUACAAAUACGAAUUCAUCGCGUUGCUCGAUAUUGAUGAGGUGAUAAUGCCUAAGAUGGAUGAAGAUCGAACCUGGCACGACUUAAUGCAACGGGUCGUGGAAAAAGGUAUGAAGCUCAAGAACGACACCUAUCCGAGUUACAAUGUGCGGAAUGUGUACUUCUUUGACCAGGAUCAGCACGAUCACGACUGGAUCAAGGAUACACCGCGCUACAUGCACAUGCUGCAGCAUGUGCAGCGAGCCAAAAAUUACACCAAACCUAACCAGUACGUAAAGUGCUUCCACAACCCGGAACGGGUUCUGACGCUGCACAACCAUUUCCCGAUCGCCUGCUUGGGUGGAGCCUGCCAUUCCUAUCCGGUCAGUACGGAUGAUGCACAGCUUCAGCACUACCGUGCCGAUUGCGUUCGUACGCUCAAGAAGAGCUGUGAGGAGUUCAAAGAGAACCAGGUUCGUGACACCACGAUAUGGAAGUACAAGGACGAACUGAUCCAGCGAACGCGCCGCACGCUGGAUCUGCUGGGCUUCUUCCGGCCAUCGUCGGCGAUCGGAGGCGUGGGCCGCGGGAAAGACUCCCUGUAUAAGCGGUGAUUGUUGCAGAAGCUUAGGCAUAUGUUUAAUCUCUAGUUACGUUUGUUCAUUUAUUCGAUUGACCAACGGCGACACGAUCCCAGCAGCAGCAACAGCAGGCUGACACUGAAAUACUUUCCUAAUACAACCGGUGCUGCCACCGGAGGACAGGAGCGGCAGUGCUGUGAUCUACGCCGGUGAAAGCGGCAUGCCCGCAUUUUCCCUGUACAGUUCAAUCCGAAUAAAUGAACGAUCGAUUCGAAGUGUAGAUGGAGGCACAAUGUUAUCAUAGCGAGCGUGGAGACUUUUUCCCCUUUAUUGGAAUUAUUAUUGCAAUCAACCUACUACUACUUAGGCAGUCAACGUAAUUUAUGCAUAUAUGUAUGGCAGGAAUCGAUUUAAAAUCAAAUGUUUUUUCGUCUUUUCGCUGAAAAAAAAACCACGGAGCUGUGUGAUUUCUUAUUAACUACUGCAAAGCUAGCUACUGUUUACCACAACUAUUAUAGACUAUUAGCGUAAGGCCCGUUUAGCAAGAGGGAAAGGGCAAGAAAAAGUCACGUGUUAGACAUGUUGACACUAGAACACAGAUCAGUUAUUAUGAUUAGCCGGUGUGCCUUUUGUUAGCUACUGCUACUAUAUGCUCCUCCCGAGGAUUCUGUUGGGGGUAUUGAGGCGGUUUUUGGAGAAUAGUUUGAAUGUUUUGCUACUUACGGAAAUUUAUGGGUUUAUAUCGAGUAAAUAGGCUGGGAAAUAUUCUAUUUUCAAUUUGUUGCUACGAAAGGUGAGGAGGAAUCAUUACAUAUAAGUUUAGUGGAAAAAUGACAAGAAGCCUGAAUAUUAGCAGGACGGUCAUGCUCUCGAUUUUUUAUGUAGGGUGACUAUUUGUAUAGCAAAACCCCAGGACAGUGUAAAGAUCUUCCCUUUCUUAAACGAACGCUUUCUAGUCUCACAGGCAGAGCUCUGUCAGAAUCUCAUGAGCUUUCGAGCACUUCUUGAUUUACUGACACGCGUUUCUUUCUAUACCAAAAUCAUCGAAGGUAUGCAAUCGUCUCAUCCUACAAUCCUCAAUUGAGCAGAUGAGACGAUAUAUUUUGAGAUUGUCUGCGAUGGGCCGACGGGAAGUCUUUAGCACUAAAUACAAGUCAUUGAAGUAAAGCAGAAACAGCAACGGUUCCAAGUAACUUGCCUGGGCUAUUCAUGACGUAGAAGUGAAUGCUGUGAAUGGAGAUCGCUCCGUCAUUGGAUGAGAGAUAGAAUGUAAAGAUAGGAUGUACUGAUCAAAAACUUCCCGACAUUUCAGCCCGAGUUCUUGGGCAAUUUUCAACCGUUUCAGAAAUGAUUGGUUCUGUCUCUCCACCUCCGCCAUUUUGUUAUAGCCUAUAUGUUAUCAUAUCCGUAGAUAUUUGGUUGCAGCCUUUUGUGGUUUAUCAUAAGUUGAUUGCGUGCUGUUUUUGAUUGUAGUAGGCGGACUUUCCUUAGCAGCUUCUGAGCAAGGUUUUCCGUUGGUGUAGUGUUUCAGUACAGAAUUUGACCUGGGUGCGUGACCAACGUUCUCUGAUUAAGUCUCAUUUUCGGUUAAUCUGCUUAAAAUGGUCACGUAUGAAGGGAUUGGUUUGAUCGGACGCAUUCUCUCCAUACGAACACUAUUUGAAAAACCCGGGAAGAUCAACUGUGACGGAAUCCACCGCUCCGUAUCUUGACAUAUAUUUUUCAAUCACGAUGUCAGGGGUGCGUGGGGAUAAGUCAUGUAAGCGAGCUUCUAUAGAGUCAUUGUCAAUGGAUACGGGGAUGCCGAUUUGAAUCUGAAACUGUAUUAGUGUGUUCAACGAUUUGUUUUCCUCCACCUGUCAUAGGUGGAGAAAAGCCAAGAGGGUGAAUGUUUUGACGUUUCUUUUAAAAAUGAGUGAAGCCAACAUAGGCUGGCUUCCUGGCUCGGCUAGUUGCCAAAAAUGACAGCGAACGCACUUUAAGCAACGUUCACAUCGCUACGAGCCAAUGAUGUUAACUCGAUCUGAAACUUAUCGAAUGUAAACAAACGUCAUUUUGAUGUGCUUAAUUGGUACUCAGGUGAUAAAAGCGCUCGGAUUUUGUGGAGAAGAGGCGAUGCAAGAGAAAGCGCGAUUUUUCAUACAUUGUUAAUAAUUACUAGUUUUAAAUCCAACUUCUACUCAGUGUUGUACAGUUGAUAUGAACAGAUCUUGAACAUUUGAAACGUAGCUACCGCUACUGGUAUUUGGUGGCAGCUUCAAGCAACAAACAGUUUCCACGGGGCUGAGAAAAACAAAUCGAAAAUAGCUUCUCGGUCGUAUUAUUUUCAUGAUGGAACCUAACCAACCGCUAUUGUAUGUCUCCGGAAAGAGUUUUGAAGCGACAGAGAGCAUUUCAACACCAUUAUAAAUGCUACAGACGAGCUAUUUCAAACGUUUAAAUUGGCUGACAGUUUUAUAUAUGACAGGAGGAAAACAAUCAUCCAAUUAGUGUGUGUGAGAUGAUUUGCAUAGAACUCUAUGUCAUAGGAACACCAUAUCGGCAAAAUAAAUUUUGGAGAGCUACUCAAUGAUAUCCUUAGCAGUAGAUGAAAUCAUUCCAUGAAUCUCGAUGAAACGACUGUAUACUACGUAGAUUGGCUUUCGGCCAAGUAUUGGCUUUCGGCCAAAUAUUGGCUUUCGGCCAAACAUUGAAUUUCGGCCAAAUAUUGAAUUUCGGCCAAAUAUGAGCUUCGGCCAAAUAUGAACUUUCGGCCAAAUAUAAGCUUCGGCUAAAUAUGAACUUUCGGCCAAAUAUAGACUUUCGGCCAAAUAUUGACUUUCGGCCAAAUAUUGACUUUCGGCCAAAUAUUGACUUUCGGCCAAAUAAUGACUUUCGGCCAAAUAAUGACUUUCGGCCAAAUAAUGACUUUCGGCCAAAUAAUGACUUUCGGCCAAAUAUUGACUUUCGGCCAAAUAUUGACUUUCGGCCAAAUAUUGACUUUCGGCCAAAUUUUGACUUUCGGCCAAAUUUUGACUUUCGGCCAAAUAUUUGAUUUCGGCCAAAUAUUGGAUUUCGGCCAAAUAUUGAAUUUCGGCCAAAUAUGAGCUUCGGCCAAAUAUAAGCUUCGGCCAAAUAUGAACUUUCGGCCAAAUAUAAGCUUCGGCCAAAUAUGAACUUUCGGCCAAAUAUAGACUUUCGGCCAAAUAUUGACUUUCGGCCAAAUAUUGACUUUCGGCCAAAUAUUGACUUUCGGCCAAAUAUUGACUUUCGGCCAAAUAAUGACUUUCGGCCAAAUAAUGGCUUUCGGCCAAAUAAUGACUUUCGGCCAAAUAAUGACUUUCGGCCAAAUAAUGACUUUCGGCCAAAUAAUGACUUUCGGCCAAAUAAUGACUUUCGGCCAAAUAUUGACUUUCGGCCAAAUAUUGACUUUCGGCCAAAUAUUGACUUUCGGCCAAAUUUUGACUUUCGGCCAAAUUUUGACUUUCGGCCAAAUUUUGACUUUCGAACAAAUUUUGACUUUCGGCCAAAUUUUGAGUUUCGGCCAAAUUUUAACUUUCGGCCAAAUUUUAACUUUCGGCCAAAUUUUGACUUUCGGCCAAAUUUUGACUUUCGGCCAAAUUUUGACUUUCGGCCAAAUUUUGACUUUCGGCCAAAUUUUGACUUUCGGCCAAAUUUUGACUUUCGGCCAAAUUUUGACUUUCGGCCAAAUUUUGACUUUCGGCCAAAUUUUGACUUUCGGCCAAAUUUUGACUUUCGGCCAAAUUUUGACUUUCGGCCAAAUAUUGACUUUCGGCCAAAUAUUGACUUUCGACCAUAUAUUGACUUUCGGCCAAAUAUUGACUUUCGGCCAAAUAUUGACUUUCGGCCAAAUAUUGACUUUCGGCCAAAUAUUGACUUUCGGCCAAAUAUUGACUUUCGGCCAAAUAUGUGCUUCGGCCAAAUAUAAGCUUCGGCCAAAUAAAAACUUUCGGCCAAAUAUGGUCUUUCGGCCAAAUAUGGACGUUCGACCAAAUAUGAAUUUUUGGCCAAAUAUAGAUUUUCGGAUAAAUAUGGACUUUCGGACAAAUAUUGGCUUUAGUCUAAAUAUUGACUUUCGGCCAAAUAUUGACUUUCGACUAAAUAUUGACUUUCGGCCAAAUAUUGGCUUUCGGUUAAAUAUUGACUUUAAGCCAAAUAUUGGCUUUCGGUCAAGUAUUGGCUUUCGGCCAAAUAUUGGAUUUCGGCCAAAUAUGGACUUUCGGCCAAAUAUGAGCUUCGGCCAAAUAUGAGCUUCGGCCAAAUAUAAGCUUCGGCCAAAUAAAAACUUUCGGCCAAAUAUGGUAUUUCGACCAAAUAUGGAUUUUUGGCCAAAUAUAGACUUUCGGACAAAUAUUGGCUUUCGUCGAAAUAUUGACUUUCGGCCAAAUAUUGACUUUCGGCUAAAUAUUGACUUCCGGCCAAAAAUUGACUUUCGGUCAAAUAUUGGCUUUCGGUCAAAUAUUGACUUUCGGUCAAAUAUUGACUUUCUGUCAAGUAUUGACUUUCGGUCAAAUAUAAGCCUCGGCCGAAUAUAAGCUUCGGCCAAAUAUGGACUUUCAGCCAAACAAAAACUUUCGACCUAAUAUGGACUUUUAGCCAAAUAUUGACUUUCGGCCAAAUAUGGACAUUCGACUAAAUAUUGACUUUCGACCAAAUAUUAACUUUCGGCCAAAUAUUGGUUUUCGGACAAAUAUUGGCUUUCGGCAAAAUAUUGGCUUCCGGUCAAAUAUUGGCUUUCGGUAACAUAUUAGCUUUCGGACAAAUAUGAACUUAAGCCAAAUGUGCACUUUCGACCAAAUAUGGACUUUCGGCCAAAUAUUGACUUUUGGUCAAAUAUUGACUAUCGGCCAAAUAUGGGCUUUCAACCAAAUUUUAGAUUUCAGCCAAAUAUGGACUUUCAACCAAAUAUGGACUUUCGGCCAAAAAUGGACUUUCGACCAAAUAUGGAAUCUCGGCUAAAUAUGAACUUUCGGCUAAAUAUUGACUUUCGGUCAAAUAUUGACCUGACUAUGCUCGGUGGGCUGCAAUAUUUGACAGUCCGUUUGAUCACAAUAUUUGACACUUCGCUAGUCUGUGUAUAAAGUUUCUGUACUAUCCUGUUGGAUCUCAAAAACGCAUCGUCGCACCUGGAGAGUUCAUUGGCCACUAUAAAGGGUGUCCCACAUCAAAUUGCAUCACGGAAAAAAAACGCUGUAGAAAAUUACCUAGAGGACCUAUCCUUGUUAAAUUUUCAUACAAUAAAAUAUAACCCAUUAGUAAGCUUUUGGCAUAUUUAUUUCAUUCAACUCCUAUACCAUAAUCAUGCGAUCGCACAGCUGCAGCUUCUUCUGUACUUUUUUCAUGUUUUCCUCAGAUUUGACCUCCUUGGGACUCUUACGUAGUGCAUGCUUCAUAAUUGCCGAAGUAUUUUUCGAUGAGUCUUAGUCUCGGUACGUUGGGGGGUUAGGGGCUUAUGUUCUUGGAUACGAAAGUGACCCCGGUGGCUUUGUACCACUCCAGGACAACAUUUGAAUAGUGGCAUGAAGCUAGAUCCAGCCAGAGGAAGCAUAAACUUCUGUAUUCACUCCUUGAGGUAGAUCUCCCAGUUUACAGUUUCGGUGGUUACGAACGGCGCACUGCGUUUGCCACAUGAGCAGAGCGCUUGCCAAAUCACAUAUUUUUAUUGGCAAACCUUGAACAUUUCACCUUCCUUACUUCCUCCGGAACAUCAAACUUGUGCUGGAAAGCCCCGGAAGCUACCGGAAGUCUGCCUUGACGUAAGUCUCAUCAUCUGUGAUGAGACAAUGAUGCUUCGUCAGCAACUGGGUGUACAGUUUCCGGGUCCAUGACUCCCACCGUAUUUUGCCAUUGGUCACGAUUUGUACGUAUGUAGUCUAUCCCGGUCCUUGACUGUCUGACCGAAUAACUUGGACAAAUUGAUUUUUUGGCCACAUUCCCGAUCUGAGAUUCCGCUAUGUUCUGAUCCGUUUCUGUCGACUUGAAUCUUCCUCCAAAGUCUUCAAGUUGUUGAUCCACCCCUUCCAAUGCAACACCCAACCCGAGCAGGGUCUGACAACAAAUUGAAAACUAAACUUGAUGUUGUGAUGUUCGGCAAAUGAUUACACAGGUUGUUGUCGUUUUGGUCGUUUUAACGGUUAAAUGAUCAAAAUGGAGUGCAGCAAAACUGUCCUAUGACAUCAAACAGAAAACUAAUUCUGCUAUCAGUGAGAGUAAAUUGAAAGCUCAUUGAGAUGUUAAUUUUUUUUGAUAACAAAAUAUGUAUUCACUUUGAUGUUUCAACAAAGAAAUAUAAACAUAGAACAUUCUUCUAAGAAACAAGGAUAGCAAUAUGAGAUCAAAAUUUGAUGUCAUAUUUAAAAAAUCUAAAACUGAUAGUAAAAUAAGUUUUCAAUUUGAUGCUAUUAUCAAAAUAUGAUUUCUACUUGUUGUAAUUUUGAUGUUCGACUUUGCUCGGGAAAGAGUCGAUCUCAGCCAACGACUCCUUCAAUGAUACCUUUCCAUCCUCUAGGUAUUUAUCAAAUCCGCAGUCUGACAUCUGCUGCAGUAAUCGUAGAAUAUAAUUAAUGAAACGUUCCCCUUCCUUACAUUUCUGAUACGAAAUUCUACCAACAGUCAUCACCGUCAUCAGUGUGUAUCUGAUUCAAAUCAUUUAACCAAUACAGCCGCAAAUAAUCACGCCACACUACAAACCACUAGCGCAAUCGCCACUGAAAAUGAUUUGUUUUUUAUAAGCUGCUCAAUAGUGAACCUAAGCCGGACCCAGAUUUACAGUUUUUUCGAAUAUUAUAAGACAAAAUUCUUACCUCGCAUCCACUGUCUCGUCGUAAAUUUGUACGGGUUUCGAAAACGUACUAAUAAUACAGAUUAAUAACUCUACGUAAAUUUACUCAAUCGACCUCAGCAUCGCAAUCAUUCGUCGCUUUUCUUACUCGCCAGUGUUACCAUCUGCCCAAACUGUCAACGACGAGGGGUCCGACUCCAGAAUGAAAUGAAACUCACGAUAUUCCUUUACUCCUGGCCAAUGACGCUAAAUCUCUGAAUAAAGAAUAACGCCACGACAUAUCAAUCGGUUAUUUAUCAUGUAUCAGUCAGUGUCAUUCCACUCGACUACGAGCCUGUCUCUUUGAAUCCUUCUCGACUGAGUAUCAUUGACAGGUCCCGUUCUCGACUGAAAUGACGCUGAUAAACAAAAAAUUGGGAUGUUUACUCCAGACCAGAUAAAAACCCAUCCACAUUUGUUCAAUUAUUCCAUCGAUGAAUUGACCGGCACUACCACUAAACUUUCGCCAAAAAUCGCCGGGAAAAACCUCAACAGAACCCAACACACCUUUUUAUUGAGCUCGCGGGGUUAGCCUUCCUCUAACCGAUGCUUAUCAAAAACACGUUCGCAUAUAUUUACCACGACGAUCCUACUAUCAAAUUCCGUACAAGUAGACGCAAAUGUAUAGUCAUAGCUUUAGCAGGUGAUGUUCAGUUACGCUAGUAUCGAUUUAUAUUAAAUGCUUAAACUCGACAUAACUCGUCAUAGACUAUCAGAAAAUCUGUCAAUCCGUGGGCCCUCCAGUGAGAGCAAAGCUCUUCGGCUCCCCCCAUUUGAGAAUACCCUUCCUGUGCGCGUCUGUAAAGCCUACUACGAUCAACGUAUACAAUUAAAUAGGUAAGCUUCGACCCGACAAAAAUCAACGUACACCUACUAACUAGACUACAACCAAAUACAAAUUAAAUACGCCAAGGUCCCAUACAAAUGCAUCUUCAGUUUUUGGCUCACCAAGCAGGCUAAUUUUACUACCCAAUGCAUCCGUAUCCUCUUGACAGUUCACAAUUGUUAAAAAUAAUUAAAACUGGCAACGAUAUCUAAUCCAAGCAAACUGUUUGUUUUCAUUUUUAUUUUUGACGUAACAUUAGCAUUUUGCAGAAAAAAUGUAUUUUUCAUGAUUUGUGUGGUGAAUUUAAAAAUGAAACGUAAUUUCUUAAGCUUGAACAUAAUCCCGCCAUGUAGUCAAGACACGAUGCUUGGACGAAAUUAGUCAUGUAUAAUACAUAAUAGGCUACCCAGCAAGGACAGGAACUGUCCAUUUUCACCAAACCUUUAACCUGGCUGGUUAACAAAUAAAGAUUUUGACAUCACUCAUUUUCAAUCUGGAUUUCUUUGUGAACCGGUAAAAUACAUGGCAUUUUGGAAACUGUAAUAUUGGUAAUUGUUCCGAAUCGCAGCAUUUUCGAAAACGGUUGUUUUCAAUUGUUUUAAAUUACUUAAUUUAGGAAACACCAAUGACGACAAACAAGGGGAAGCUCCACCCCAAGGGGAACUAAGAAAAAAAGAUGUUCCACCUAACUUAUGCUGUAUUAUGCCCCAGAAAGUGCUUUUUGUGUGCUAUCUAAACCUAACCCCUAUAUUUGAGUAUAUCGAGCAAAUAAGUCGAUCACGGAUAUGCCUGCGCUUCCGACGGAGAAUUGCCAGCCACUUGGUGUAACGGAACUACAGUGGUUUUGCGCCGCUUUGGACCUUGGACUGGACAAACCGCAUCACACUAGCUUCGCCCAUAGCGCCACUCUCAUAUUCUAUGCAAGUAGUGUCUAUCCGGCAUUGUUCAAUGAGUACUCACCUACCAUGAACAGGGGUUACCCAUUUUGAGCCUCAUUUUAGCAAUUGUAGGCCUGGCAUGCAAAAGGAUUUUUUAUUCAUGCACAUCUGUGAGACAGACACCUCCCUCUUGCGCGGCGUAUGAAACGACAAAUCUCACUUCACACUACGUGACUUUCCUCAUCCAAUUCUGAGAGUCAACUUGGGUGAGAUGUCCUAUUGCAACUAAAUAAUCGUAUGUAACCCGAAGUAACUUCUGAAUAAGGCGAGAAAAGUCGUUUGCUCUGAGGAGAGAUAUGUCGUCUCACAUCAAACACUGUGCAGGUUAAAGAUGACAUUGUACCAUAUUUUUAUAAUUUAUUUCAAUACACCACCAGGUGCUACACGUGGCAAUUAAUUAACCCUUGAGCACUCGCGCUGUUGUACUUUGUACAACACUUUGGGAUUUUUCAUUAUCAUUUAGUUGCAAAAACAUUUACCAAUGCCAAACCACUGUGUAUUCCUCAGAAUUCAUGUUUUAGACAAAUGUGCCGGAGGGUUGAAUUCCAAUGUUUUACCCAUGGCUGGAAAUUGAAACUUUGUGACGUUUUAGAACUUUACUAAAUCAAGCUUUUGGGUUAAUAAUAUUGUUGAUAUAGUAAGGUUUCUGAAUUUUUUACCACGUAACAGGCCGACGAGGGUUUCUAUGCUUAACCACAGAGAACAGACGUCCAUCUUCAGCAUUCAACUUGUGUAAAAUCUUUAACGGUUUCGAAGAUAGUUUGGAUAUCUAAACCAGGUGCGCUACUGUCGUCAUGUUUUUUUGUGGCUGAGUUCGACAGAAUUGACAGCGGUUAUUCCUCUACCCAGUCUAACUAGUCCGGAACCGAUUCGGACUUCCAGCAUGAAUUCCAGCUCAAAUGUGUCAACCGAUAGAAUCGGAAUCGGUUGUUUUCUUUGAGCUAGAUUCCAUGCUGAAUCCAUCCAGGAUUUCGAACCGGUUCCGGAAUCGAUUUGACGGAUCCCUCUAAGAACGGUUGGUUUCAAAAUCGUCCAAUGAAGGACGUUCGUUGGACCAAUUUGGACAUCGUCCAAAUAACCGUUCAACGAACGUCCAUCGUUGGACCCGUGUUGAACGAUUUUGAAACAAUUUUUUGGGCGUCUCAGUGGGAUAGUUGGGAUAGGUUGGUGUGGUGGCGCUAGUGUUUUUCGUAUAUUAAUUCAAAUGUUUACACACGUUUUUAAAUAUUUUUGUUCGAUCAUGGAUGUCUGUUCUCUGUGGCUUAACCGUUAUGUGUCCAACAAAAAAAAAACACCUUUAACAGGCCAACGAGGUUACCCGGGUACCCACAAAUUGAAAUGCUCAUAACUAUGGCUUCUUUUAACCGAUUUGGACACUUUUAGAUGUUUUGGAUUCAGGAACUCGUCCACUUUUUGAUUCUGUAAAAUUGAACCGGAUAAAUGGAUCCGGUUCUUGGUAAACCGGAUUUUCCGGAGUAAUGUUCCAGUACUAGGGUAAAAUUUGUAAAUUUUAAUAAUGUCCAAACAAUAUGAGCAUUAAAACUCUUCAAAUUGUCUCAGAAGUCUGUUAUUUAUUGUUACGGGACCCUAUGGCAUUUUGAAAAAUGGAAUUGGAAUGGAAUGGCCACUCACGGCCUCACGGGAAUCUGCUCCGGAAUGUCCGUUCCGGGGUCAAAUCACCAAAUGGUUCCAAAACCACGAGAUAUAUGCUACUGAUGCAAUUCCAAGAAUUUUGAUACCCGUAUUGCCAGUAUUCUAUUGAAAUUCACAUAUAGUAUCCCAGCACCUGAGCAUGCUUCCGGAAAUCCGGAUUCCCGGGAACCGAAUGAUGUAACCGGAUUCAUUUUUUACCAAGUCUAAAAGUGGAUAAGUUCCUGAAUCCAAAACACCGAAAAGUAUCAAAAUCGGCUGGAAAUUAUCUUAGUUAUUGGCAUUUCAGUUUUGUGGGUACCCACGUCGGCCUGUUACGUAGUAAAAAAAUUCAGGAGCACGUCCUCACUCCGCUUCACUUCGUGAAGUUCUAACAUGUCACAGAAUUUCAAUUUCCAGCUAUGGUUAAAACAUGGGAAUUUCAUUAAUUGAAACCUAAAAAGGUAACCGGGUACCGCGUCGGACACAUAACGGUUAAUCGUCGAACAUUUUGACAGGAAGUUUGAAGGAAUAUUGUCAUUCUGAGUUCCGAGGAUUCGAUGUGAAAAUACGUUUGACUUGUGUAUUUACAUUCACAAUUUUUGUUAAUAAAUGCUGUUGUCUUCAAAAACGUUUGAUUUAGUGAUGAACAAUUGAAUGAGUAAUUAAAAGAAAGAAAUAGAAUAAGAUGGGUUCCCCACUAGCUCUUGAGCAAUGCAAGCGACAUGAGGUUGAGGUGGUGGGUUUAGUAACCAAUUUCCAACUUACGCCACCCCGAAGUUUAGCUCCCGUAGACGGGGUUCAAAUUCUGAUUAUCUCUCUGACCAAGUGAGUUUAAAAGCUAGAAUAAAAAGAGCACCGUAAUCUAUAUUGACAAUAGGAUAUUUAAGGAUAUUAGCCACGACGAGAGAUUGUAGCGCAGAUAAAAGUUUAAUGAACAGUUAUUGCUAUUCCAGACAGGUAAACCAAUGCAAGCAAUCAUAAAGCAUAAUCAAAGCUUGAAGUUGCUCGUUUUUGCCUGAAGCUUUUUUUCUCGUCAGAAAAGCGGAAAGUCUCUCCGAGCCACAUCGUGCACUUGUCGAUUAUCCUAGUCAGCCGCCAUCGGUCAGCAUCACGCACCUCGUCGAUUCAAGUAACGCUCGUGCCGUCAUAUUACGCCGUUGAACUCCGGCACCCGUCGAAGACUGUUUAAAACGAUGUGUACCGCUCCUUGGUGGCGACCAAGUCGAAGCAAAGAAACCCAGCUUCGAAUAGCCUUACUUGGAUAGCACUGGAACCGGCUAGCAACAUAAACAUCGGAAACAAACAGGUCAGACCCAACUUGAAAUAAGUGAAAGGGUUAAAUUAUGUCAAGCCAAAAGAAAAUAAACCGUCCUGUAGAUAUCAAUAGUCCUCGUUUCACAAUCCAGGCAAUCGUUUGGGUUUUUUGGAUUGCAUCGUCAAAUUCAUUUUCCUGUAGUUGGAGUUGGUUGUAGUAGAUCGUACCUGACCUGCCCUGCCCUGAGAGGUUUAGCCGGGAUGGUAAACACAUGCUCCACCGCAGUACAUCAUUGAACUAUACUGGCGCUUAAGCGGGAGAGUUCUGAAGGGUAGUUUGCAGUAGGGCCUAUCGUUUUGCGGAAUCACCUAGAUACUGGGGACUUUGUGAUUGGUAACCGUUCCUGCCGCUUCACGCGAUUGGCUCGCUGACACUAUCUUAACUGUUACAACUUACUUGUUUGCAUUAAAAAAAAAUUAAAUUCAACUGUAGAAAACAGUUCAAACGCGUCUCGCAGACUUUCGGAAAUUCUUAUACAAUCAAGUCGUUUUUCGCAAAGUGAACUUCCAAAGCUGGUACCUUUCCACUAAACGUGAGUCUAUACAAUUACACUUCUGGAGGAAAUCAGCUCCGUACUAGUGAUGGUACCCGAAAUAUUAAUUCUUGGUCCGAAGAUUUGGACGAAAUCAAAACACAAUCGAAAUUAAAUGUCAAAAAUUUUCAAACAUAACAGCAAAGCAAAAUCUGGGUUGCUAGUUUGGUAAUAUUUCCUCAAAGUAUGCUGUCACUCUGACAGUGUACCUUUAUCGCUGUACCUGGGUUAUAAAAUGUGUCCUCGAAAAAUUAUCAGAGCAUUCCGUAUUAACAUAUUUGUAUUUGCUACAACUAUCGGAAAAACAUCACAGAACAGGCGGUGUGGAGCACUCACCGGCCUUAGUCAUAUAUACAUACACACUAAACGUCACAAUCGAACAAAACACUUAAUGGUAAGAAUGCUUACCGCUAAUGGUUACUUUCUUGCUGUAAAAAUCUCUCCGCCUUGGCGUAGCUUAAUAAGUUUUAGGGUAACUACAUUUGUUAAAAAAAAUUUGCUAGGACGAAACGUGAGCGAUAUAAAACUUUAGCUAGGAUGUUCCAAUGUAAUAAUCGUAUUCUGUAUAUAUUGAAGACUGAAUUUGAACUGUACCAACCGGAUGGGGGAAAAGAGAUGGUAAACCUACCAUUUAAGUUAAAAUUGUGAACGCGAUCCCAAUCUGAUGAAUCUGUAGUUUGUAGUAGCUGUAAAGUAAUUUAUUUCCACUUUUCACCCCCCGCCGCGAUCGCAAACAAACGAGAGAGAGAGAGAGAGAGAAAGAAAGAGAACGAACGCACGCGAGAGUGUUGCGAAGUUUACAAAACUUGGCACCAACUGGUGCAAUCGAACCCGGAACCCCUGGGAUGAUGUUAAUACAUUUAGUGAUCCGACGUUUCGAGAAAAUUACAAAUAUAACGAUGAAAACCUCUGAUUAAGUUUAGCUUUCAAGUAACUGAAAACUAUGCACUUAGUUAGGUUGCUUCGACCGGUAUCAACGUACUUUGUUAUGCGUAUUCAUUUCAUAUACCAGUUGUUGCCUUUCUGUCAUCAUCAUUAAUGUAUAUCAAUUAAUCUUUGUUAUAUAACGAAGUACAGUGAAUAGAAAGAAGAAGAACAAAUCAUAUAUUUAAUUCAGAUUUCUUUUAAACCCCAAUCAAACAGGACGCUGGUAACGGUUCCACUUAGUAGAUAGUGCUGAAGAAAAACUUCAACGGGAUAUGAAUAAUCAGGUCCAAGAUUGUGAACGAAGAACGGAUGCGAAAUAAAGUCAUAUAUUACGGAAAAUUUA
Molecule: messenger RNA, 17986 nt
Organism: Topomyia yanbarensis
Lineage: Eukaryota; Metazoa; Arthropoda; Insecta; Diptera; Culicidae
Exons: 8
Coding region: 2977-4686 (569 amino acids)
Source: RefSeq, a predicted model, not a curated record